UCCAAAUGACACGAGUCACUGCAGAGCAAGAUCUAAUCAGUACCAUUGGAGAAAGCGCUGCCUUGGGAGCUGCAGGCUUUGUUAUUUGGGGAGACAUGAAUUUAACUUCAUCUGAGGGCAAUUGUACAAAGGUGAAGCAGUUUGUGAGCUCUGAUUUAGGGCGCUACAUAGUCAACGUGACCCGAGCCGCCGAGGCGUGCAGCCUCCACCUGUGCAGGAACAACGGGAGAUGCCUGAGGAAGGUGUGGAAAGCUCCUGAUUACCUUCAUUUGAACCCUGCAAGUUACUACAUAGAGGCCUCCGAGGAUGGAGAAUUUAUUGUGGAAGGAAAAGCAUCUGAUACAGACCUGGCCGUGAUGGCAGAGAAAUUUUCCUGUCAGUGUUAUCAGGGAUACGAAGGGGCCGAUUGCAGAGAAAUGAAGACAGCUGAUGGCUGCUCUGGGCUUUCCUCUUUUUCUGGCUCACUAAUAACACUAUGUCCUCUGUUUUUAGCAGGUUAUCAGAGCAUUCAGUUGUGAGAUAAUUGGGUUUAAAGGGAAGUGUGUGGCCUCUAGAGUAGUCACUUAGGGAAGAGGUGAAACUUAUGACAAUUUUUUUCCCUUACGAAAUCCAUUGAGAGGUAUUAUAAGUAGACGCUAUAUAGGUCACUUAACAUAAACAGGAACAUAUUAUUUUAUUUGGCUCCAAUUUAACUAAGAAACCAGAUCCAGGAGUAAAAUCAAUGCACUCUCCUUUCUUACUGGAAUGUAUAAGUGGUAUUUAAACCAGAGCUAAUAUAUUUUAAUCUUUAUAUGAACAUAUAUCCGUAAAAGUAUACAUGUAAAUAUUAAAUUAUUGAUUUCAAAGACUCGU
Molecule: messenger RNA, 852 nt
Organism: Equus quagga
Lineage: Eukaryota; Metazoa; Chordata; Mammalia; Perissodactyla; Equidae
Product: hyaluronidase-4-like
Exons: 3
Coding region: 6-518 (170 amino acids)
Biological process (GO): carbohydrate metabolic process; hyaluronan catabolic process
Molecular function (GO): hyalurononglucosaminidase activity
Source: RefSeq, a predicted model, not a curated record